AUGACCGCGAGAUUUAUCGUGUUGCGUGUUGGUUGACGUCUUCGGCUUCCAACUCCGUCCAGUUCUUCUCUCGGGACCAUCAGGGUUUUUAUUUUGGAGAAGAUUGAUCGGAUGAAAAUGAGACGAGAGGAAGGGUUGGUGGAUCGGGAGAGGGAGAAAGAGAAAGAUUUGGAUCCGCUUCUUGGAAAGCCGGUGAGCGACUCAUCGGAGGGAGGCUCGGAUGAGAUUAAGGAUGAGGAGAUCGACUCGUCUUCUGCUCCUUGUUGCCGCAUCUGUCUCGAGUGCGAUGGGGAGCCCGGGGAUGAGUUAAUAUCUCCGUGCAUGUGUAAAGGCACACAGCAGUUUGUUCAUCGUAACUGCCUUGAUCAUUGGCGCUCAGUUAAGGAAGGAUUUGCUUUCUCUCACUGUACAACUUGUAAGGCACAAUUCCAUCUAAGAGUCGAGUUACUGGAAGAUAACUCAUGGCGCAAGAUCAAAUUCAGGAUUUUUGUGGCUAGAGAUGUCCUCCUUGUGUUCCUGGCGGUUCAAACUGUAAUUGCUACCAUUGGUGGUGCUGCAUAUUUAUUGGAUAAAAAUGGGGAUUUUAGGAAUUCCUUCAGUGAUAGUUGGGACCGUAUACUAUCAAAACAUCCAAUACCUUUUUACUACUGUGUAGGUGUUGUGGUAUUCUUUGUAUUCCUGGGUUUUCUAGGGUUGAUAUUUCAUUGCGCAUCGUUCAAUGGCAAUGAUCCAUGCAUGUCUGGAUGCCGCAACUGUUGCUAUGGGUGGGGCAUUCUAGACUGCUUUCCUGCUUCCAUGGAGGCAUGCUUUGCUCUAGCGGUCAUCUUUGUUGUCGUGUUUGCCAUUCUUGGUGUUGCUUAUGGCUUCCUUGCAGCAACCAUGGCUAUGCAAAGGAUAUGGCAGAGGCAUUAUCACAUACUCACAAAGAGGGAGCUUACAAAGGAAUAUGUUGUAGAAGAUCUCCAUGGGCAGUACACACCACCAAGGCUUACUCCAGAGCAUGAGGAGAAACUGAAACUGCUCAAGCUUCUGUAAAUAUUGUAUGAAUUCAAUGAUUCUGCUUUCUUUGGUUUUCUGAGAAUUGCUUAUGGCUUCAGAACUCGGAAGUCCAGAAAAAGGAAAUGGCAAUGCUGCACCGCUUCAAAAUGCAUUAGUAAGCUCAUCUGCUUAGUAUAUCCUUAUGGUUUAGUCAGCGACCUCUGCGUAGUUCUGUAAGGCUGUUAAGUUUAGCUCAUGAAUUUAUUGCCUGCGUGUACAAAAUUGGCUUGAACUUGAUUCACUUGUUGCUAUAUUAAAGGUGUGCGACUCCACGAGUCUACCCGAUACGUGUUUACAGUUUACACAACAGGUCCAUGUUUGGAUUGAAAGUUUGAUGGAAAUAAGCACUUUAUUAGUAAAACAA
Dioscorea cayenensis subsp. rotundata (Guinea yam) is the source of this 1402-nucleotide messenger RNA. RefSeq lists its product as uncharacterized. The record is from RefSeq and is a predicted model, not a curated record. The coding region runs from base 112 to 1035 and encodes 307 amino acids. NCBI's taxonomy places the organism in Eukaryota, Viridiplantae, Streptophyta, Magnoliopsida, Dioscoreales, Dioscoreaceae. The transcript is spliced from 8 exons. Gene Ontology annotation, molecular function: zinc ion binding.